Molecule: messenger RNA, 3506 nt
Organism: Physella acuta
Lineage: Eukaryota; Metazoa; Mollusca; Gastropoda; Physidae
Product: ATP-binding cassette sub-family G member 5
Biological process (GO): cholesterol homeostasis; transmembrane transport; cholesterol efflux
Cellular component (GO): plasma membrane; apical plasma membrane; ATP-binding cassette (ABC) transporter complex
Molecular function (GO): ABC-type transporter activity; ATP hydrolysis activity; ATP binding
Source: RefSeq, a predicted model, not a curated record
CAGUGGUAAACGCCGUCUGUAUGUUAUUUGUAAACAUGUGUUGGAUCCAGUGGUAAACGAUAGCGGGUGGUAGAUUUUAGGGGGGAUACAUUUUCGCUGACCAGUGGUCAGUUUGUGUGGACCAUGGACACGGACAAGCAGACGUUGUUGUCGAAGGAUGAGGCGAGUUCAUCGCGUGAUUUCGAGAAAGCGAACGGACGGUACGGAAGUUUCGGGAACGAAUCCGACGCGGAGAUCUAUCCCAAAUCGGGGGUGCAGAGCCCGGGCUCACCCAAUGGGGCGCACGUCACCCUGCGGUCACCCAGAUCCGGGCAACUGACCCCCGGGCUCGGCUCCCCCACGACACCGACGUCACCAGUAGUUUUUGGGCAGUGUUCACCGGAGACAACGUUAAACGUCAUAGGAUUGUCGUACACAGUGAAAGAGAAGGUCGGCCAUUGGUGGAACGGAAGUUGUCUGAGAAAAGCCCGGAAGAAGCACGUGCUCAACAACCUGUGCAUGAGUUUUGCCAGCGGGGAGCUCACGGCGCUGGUCGGCAGUUCCGGCUCGGGCAAAACAUCCCUGCUUGACGUCAUUUCCGGCAGGGCCCAAGGUGACGUCACCGGCGUGGUGACGUACAAGCAGGAGCAGUGCACGCGCGACACGAUGAUGCAGAAGGCCAGCUACGUGCUGCAGGCCGACCGGCUGCUGCCGACCUUGACCGUGAGAGAGACCUUGACCUACAUGGCCUACCUCAAGCUGCCGGGCUACACGACAGAGUCUGAAAUCGAGGCCAAGGUCGAAUCAGUUAUACGAGACAUGGGUCUGACUCACGUGGCUGAUAACAGGAUAGGUGGCGCUGUGAUCAGGGGCGUGUCUGGGGGAGAGAAGAGGAGGAUCACCAUUGGCGUGCAGCUCCUCAAAGAUCCAGACAUUCUGCUGCUUGAUGAGCCCACUUCCGGUCUAGACUCCUUCACGGCGCGCCACCUGGUGGCCAGUUUAGCCGACAUCGCUCACAAGGGGAAGCUAGUCAUCAUGUCCAUCCACCAGCCUCGUUCUGACAUUUUCAACCUGCUUGACAAGGUGGCCAUUCUGACAGUUGGCCAAUUGGCCUUCCUCGGACGGCCGAACCAGAUUGUUCCGUACUUCACGAACAUUGGGUACCCCUGCCCCAAUAACCAGAACCCAUGUGACGUUUACAUUGACGUCACGAGUGUUGACAGACGGACGCCGUCACAGGAAAAGAAAACGUUGUCACGCGCGCACAAACUUUGCGCAGCUUUCGCCAACUCGGAUCUGCAGACGGGAAUACUGAAGCGCAUCACAUCCGGUCUGGCCCGACCCUACUCCGAGGUGUACGACGAGCUGGAGGAGGCAGGAGUGGACGACCGGCCGUCGUGGUCAAGGACGUUCACCUGUCUGCUGACACGCAUGAACGUGCACCUCUGGCGAGAUCGCAGUGCCUUCCUCGGCCGGUUCCUGCUGCUGCCCUUCUUCGUGCCCUUCAUCCUGAUGUUCCUGGGCAAGCUCGGCUACAACCAGGGCAGUAUACAGGACAGGCUGGGCGUUAUCUACCAGGCCACACAGGUCCCACCCUACCUGGGGAUCGUCAAUGGGAUCGCGUUAUUCCCAGUACUAAGGAGCUUAUUCUACCGUGAGUGUUAUGACGGACUCUACUCCACCUUCACAUUCCUCGCCGCAUACUACGUCCACUGCCUGCCCUUCAACAUCAUCUGUAGUACCAUCUUCUCCGCGGCUUUGUACUGGAUUGCCGGCAUGAACGACGACCUGGUCCGGUUCGGGUCGUUCAUCCUGGUCUGUGUCAUGCUGACCCAGUUCGGUGAGAUGAUGACCGUGGGUGUCCUGGGCGUGUUCUGGAAUUCUCAGCUGGCCAACAACACGACGGCCUUGAUCAUGUCGGCCUCUGGUCUGGUGGCCUCAGGGGUUCUCAGGACCGUGGAGAACAUGCCGCAGGUUCUGCAGUGGGCGGGGUUUGUGGCCAUACACAAAUACUCCACGGAGAUCAUUGUGGGCAAUGAGUUCCAGGGACUCAAGUUUGAAUGUGACUCCAAGCAGACAGAUCAAGCGUGUAUUGAGACCGGAAAUGACUUCAUCAAGCUCUACUACCCGAACGCCCUUGACAACAUGACGCGCAACUUUAUCCUCAUGGGAGCCUACUCAGUCGGUGCUUUUAUCUUCGCCUUCACGCUCUUCAAGAUUCGUGGGUUACCGACCUUACAUUAGACUGGUGAAUACUUUAUUCUUCAAGAUUCGUGGGUUACCGACCUUACAUUAGACUGGUGAAUACUUUAUUCUUUAAGAUUCGUGUGUUACCGACCUUACAUUAGACUGAUAAAUGAACAUAUCUUAACAUUAUGAUCUCGUUUGUAUCAUUUAAGCCAAUCCUCACGUCUUAAUAAUAUAGGUAGUAUCAAACAUCACUAAAGUACCAUCACUAUAGUAUCUCUUAUGUAACAUAACUGCAACUCUGUCUUAAUCAUCCAUCACUAAAAACUACUGCUACUACCACACAAUCCCACUAUCAAUAUAACAUUAACAUAUCAAUAGUAUAAACAUCACAUAUUUCAACAUUACUUAAUCAAGUUGUCCGUCAGUCUUGUCAUGUAUUUUAUUCUCAAAACGACCAAACACAAAACUUGUGAUGGCAUAAGAAUGAUACGGCCUUCCAAGUUCAUCAUUUUUUUUAAAUCUGAGUUUUAUGUCAAUUAUUUUUUAUUGAAUAGCGUUCAAUAUUUAACGGGUAUUUAAAAUAUGGCUUUCAAAUUGUAAAUUAUAAUAUUUUAACAACUAAAUAAUAUAAUGAGCUAAUGCUUAGAAAAUAAAUACAAACAGUAUUUACGAAAGUACAACAAUGAUACAUCGUUGAUGAUCAUUAUGUAACAUUUUUUACUAUCCAUACUUUGAUUGUCUCUUGAAUCAAGAGACUGAAUGUUAAUGUGCAAUAUAGAUCUACUUCAGGUACAUUUUUCUGUGAUAUUUGAAGAUAUUCUUCAAUAUCUUUAGGUUUUUGGAUGUAGUUUUAAAAAUCUUCAGUGCGCACGAACACAAUCUGAAUUCAUGUAAAUUUAAAAUAAUAAAACUAAUUACUUAAAAUUGUUUUUUUUCAAUUAAUAUAGUGAAAAGUAUGUUUUUCGAAUAUUGCUAAGCUAUCGUAAUUAUUAACAUUUUUUUUAGAAAUUUUAAAAACAGCAAGUUAUGGAGAUUUUACAAUAAAUUUUAACCCUCUAAGAUUUUAAAAAUAGUUUAGAAAGGAAAUAAAUGUUUAGAAGACUGAGAAAGAUGGAGUUUGUCUAGGAAAAGUUUUUUUUCCUGAGGCUCAUGACGCGGGAAAUGAUCACAGUAAGGGAGGUCACUCGCUGAUAGCUUCAAUAUAAUUUAUUUAUUGCCGUUCUUGUUUCUAUUACAUCAUUUGCAUUAAACUAUUAAUUUUUUUUGUAUUGCAUAAUAUUUAAACAAAUUUGUAUAAAAUCACACGAAAGACUCGAAAACAAAUAAAAUGUUUAUUA